CAGAAAAGGCAUAAAAUAUGUGUUCUAUUCUGCUGUGAACAAUAACUAUUUUUUUAACAAAAUAUAAAUACGGGCUUAUUUAUCCACACGGCAAGAAACACCUCGAGUGAGUCGGAUUUAUAUAUAUUAGACAUACAUGCGUACAUAGAAAACAUACUAGACCCAUCUUUAAAUCGUUAUCGUCUUCAUCAUCAUGAUUAGCAAAGACGCGAAGUUGCUUUCAAAAGAAGUCGACUCGCAGAACAGGGAGAUGGACGACUUCAACGUAGGAGACGAUGUGCCACUCCUUAGCCAAUCUCUGCAACACUCAGACAUUGAGGAUAAACCCCCACCCGACUACCAAAGCUCCACCUUAUUCGAGGGUAAAGGUGUCACCAUUAGAAAACACACACAGAUUGGCGAGGUUGUCGCACAGGCUUGUAACGUACCAUGGGAACAGGCUAAUCAGUACGCGAUAGCGGCACUUCCCCAGGAUAAGUGGGUUGACAGUGCCAAUGACAGCACGCGAUGGAAACCCAGUGCGGAGACAUUAACUUCUCUAGAGCGAGUGCUACACGUGCAAGAAGAAAGCUCUUUCUUUGACAGGUGUCUAUUCAAUUGGUUGGGUUGUGGUAAUCUACGACCACUACAAUUACAUCUCAGCGUAGAUGAGGAAAGCGGUGUCCUAUACACCGUACAACGUGACUUUAUGUUGGGUGGGGUGUGUGGGUGUCCACUUACAAUGGACAUGUUUAAAGUCAGUGGAGGCAACAAGGUACCCAUCGGACGAGUGCGUGAGAACUUCGAUGACUGGUUUGAUAAGUGCUUCCAGGUGUGUUGCAAAGCUACGGUAUAUCACGACGUACAGACACUGGGCCCCAAUUGGGGUGAUGGUGAACGUGAUAACACCAAGAACUAUAUAUCAGCACAACCAGGCCAUGCAGAGAAUCCAAUGUCCCAGGAUGGUCGCAAAUUCACACGCAUGCCUCAUGACGACGACUAUAAAACUGUGUAUACACUACGUGCGAACUUAUCGUGUUGUGGUCGGGUAAACAACUGCUGUGGUUCGACCUGCUUCAAGAAUGACAUGGUGUUCGACGUGUUAGAUCGCCAGGGGGUUGCCAUGGCAACGGUGCAGAAGACCUACGCACCCAGUGAGCACAUGGGGUGCAACGCUUUCUGCAGAGCGGGGCAACGCUUUUCUAACUAUCUCGUCGAGUUCCCCGAAGAUGCGACUGUGGAGGCGAGAGCGCUGAUUGUCACUUCUGUCUUCCAAUUGGACUUUCACAGGUUCGAGAAGCGCGGCGGUAAGAAUCAUUAACGAAGGCUUUUGACCAGUAAACAGCUUAUACAUAUUCAUAUAGUAGCACGACUCUGGAUGUAUCUCAUAUUAUCCAGAUAUAUUAUAAACUAAUAUAUAUUUACAUUCGCCUUCAUUUAUGGAUUUUAUGGCCCUUUAUAGUUUCCGUACAGAUUCUUACGCAGGGCAACCAGAAAUUCGUGGUUAAGUUUAAGUUUACUGUUCUUCUUAGAGAAUAAACAAAUAUAUGUCCAUAUCUUCAUGUAGAGUGCAACUCAAUUGCCGUAUCAGAUAUUGGUAGGAUGGCUUGCUGUUGACACACGGUGGGGCUUACAUUCGCCUGUGGCACCGCUUGGCUGCAGUACAGCGUUAACCAUGCAUAUCUCGGAGUGGUGGUUUGCGUUAA
Molecule: messenger RNA, 1685 nt
Organism: Sphaeroforma arctica JP610
Lineage: Eukaryota; Ichthyosporea; Ichthyophonida
Exons: 1
Coding region: 194-1300 (368 amino acids)
Biological process (GO): plasma membrane phospholipid scrambling
Cellular component (GO): plasma membrane
Molecular function (GO): phospholipid scramblase activity
Source: RefSeq, a predicted model, not a curated record